AUGGGGAAGCUGGUUAAGGUCAGAGACGAUAACAGGGACCCAAAUUCUGGAACCCCAGGGAUGAGGGAGAAGUCAAAAGUACUACCAGAGUUUGUGCCACAGCUCUACUGUCCCAUGGUUGUAGUUUCAUCUACUGAUAAAGCAAUGCAAAGAGGAAGAGUGUGGUGGCUGAGAUGGCAGGAAUACCUAAACAAAUAUAUAUAUGUAUUUUUUUGUAACAGAAAUCGACUUAAAGCCUCAAGAGAAGUAGAAUCUGUAGACCUUCCAAACUGCCACCUGAUUAAAGGAAUUGAAGCUGGCUCUGAAGAUAUUGACAUACUUCCCAAUGGUCUGGCUUUCUUUAGUGCGGGUCUAAAAUUCCCAGGACUCCACAGCUUUGCACCAGAUAAGCCUGGAGGAAUACUAAUGAUGGAUCUAAAAGAAGAAAAACCGAGGGCACGGGAAUUAAGAAUCAGCCGUGGGUUUGAUUUGGCCUCAUUCAAUCCACAUGGCAUCAGCACUUUCAUAGACAACGAUGACACAGUUUAUCUCUUUGUUGUAAACCACCCAGAAUUCAAGAAUACAGUGGAAAUUUUUAAAUUUGAAGAAGCAGAAAAUUCUCUGUUGCAUCUGAAAACAGUCAAACAUGAGCUUCUUCCAAGUGUGAAUGACAUCACAGCUGUUGGACCGGCACAUUUCUAUGCCACAAAUGACCACUACUUCUCUGAUCCUUUCUUAAAGUAUUUAGAAACAUACUUGAACUUACACUGGGCAAAUGUUGUUUACUACAGUCCCAAUGAAGUUAAAGUGGUAGCAGAAGGAUUUGAUUCAGCAAAUGGAAUCAAUAUUUCACCUGAUAAUAAGUAUAUCUAUGUUGCUGACGUAUUGGCUCAUGAAAUUCAUGUUUUGGAAAAACACCCUAAUAUGAAUUUAACUCAAUUGAAGGUACUUGAGCUGGAUACACUGGUGGAUAAUUUAUCUAUUGAUCCUUCCUCGGGGGACAUUUGGGUAGGCUGUCAUCCUAAUGGCCAGAAGCUCUUCGUGUAUGACCCGAACAAUCCUCCCUCAUCAGAGGUUCUCCGCAUCCAGAACAUUCUAUCUGAGAAGCCUACGGUGACUACAGUUUAUGCCAACAAUGGUUCUGUUCUCCAAGGAAGUUCUGUAGCCUCAGUGUAUGAUGGGAAGUUGCUCAUAGGCACUUUAUACCACAGAGCCUUGUAUUGUGAACUCUAAAUUGUACUUUUGGCAUGAAAGUGCAAUAACUUAACAAUUAAUUUUCUAUGAAUUGCUAAUUCUGAGGGAAUUAGCAACAUUGACCCAGAAAUGUAUGGCAUGUGUAGUUAAUUUUAUUCCAAUAAGGAACGGCCCUUUUAGUUCUUAGAGCACUUUUAACAAAAAAGAAAAAUGAACAGGUUCUUUAAAAUGCCAAGCAAGGGAGAGAAAAGAAAGCUGCUUUUGAAUAAAGUGAAUACAUUUUGCACAAAAUAAGCCUCACCUUUGCAUUCUAACUGCCAGAACACGGAUUCCACUGAAAUAGAGUGAAUUAUAUUUCCUUAACAUGUGAGUGACCUCAGUUCUGGCACUGUGACCACUAUGGCUGUGUAGAACUACUGAUAAUAACGUAUUCUGAUGUUUUGUACUUACAUCUUUGUUUACCAUUAAAAAGUUGGAGUUAUAUUAAAGACUAACUAAAAAUCCCA
Mandrillus leucophaeus (drill) is the source of this 1679-nucleotide messenger RNA. RefSeq names its product paraoxonase 2 (gene PON2). The record is from RefSeq and is a predicted model, not a curated record. Gene Ontology annotation, molecular function: arylesterase activity. Gene Ontology annotation, cellular component: extracellular region. The transcript has 9 exons. The coding region runs from base 1 to 1212 and encodes 403 amino acids. NCBI's taxonomy places the organism in Eukaryota, Metazoa, Chordata, Mammalia, Primates, Cercopithecidae.